AUCAACACAGAGAGACAGGAGAGCAAUGCAUCCAAACGGGAAUAUUCUGAUUUAAUAGUCCAUGAAAUAAUAAUUCCGCAGUAAACAACUUUCUACAAAUUACAAGGGUUAUUUUUAACCAUCCCUUCUGACUUACAAGAAAUUGGAAAAUGACAACGCAAGUUACCGUAGCAAGAGCAGGUACAAUUGGACACGAGGAAUAUAGCCUCUACAGCAGCAUGACUGAGGAGGAACUUAUUCAGUUGGCCAUUGAGCAGAGUUUGACAGAAGACCCUGCUGAGCAAAUAGCUGCGCAGAAGACAGUUACUGCCGCACCACCUCCCCGUGAACCCUACUGUCAGAACUUCUACCUUUAUCCUUGGGAAAGGCGUGCUGCACAGUCCAGAGGCCAGACUUCAGCAUCCGGUUCAGGACUCAGACGGAGGUACGAUGGCAGCUUCUUCAUCUUACCCCAAGCUGAAGUGCUGGAUCCUGUAGUGUCGGUGAUCAAGGAAGGAGAUGAAACAGCACUGCACAACAUGAUACAGGCAGGAAAAAACCUUGCACAACCUAACAAAGAUGGAUGGUUGCCACUCCAUGAAGCUGCUUAUUAUGGACAAGAGGGCUGCUUGAAACUGCUGCAUAGAUCUUUUCCUGGGACCAUUGAUCAACGUACACUUCAGGAAGAAACAGCACUCUAUUUAGCAACAAACAGAGGGAAUAUUGAUUGCAUGCGUUCAUUGCUCCAAGCUGGAGCAGAACCUGAUAUUGCAAACAAAGCCAGGGAGACCCCACUUUAUAAAGCCUGUGAACGCAAAAAUUCUGAAGCCGUGCAGAUGUUAUUGCAGUACAAUGCUGAUGUGAACCAUCGCUGCAAUCGUGGUUGGACGGCCCUUCAUGAAGCUGUUGCUCGAAAUGAUUUAGAAAUAAUAGAACUUUUAGUUCAAGGAGGUGCCAAAGUUGAAUCUGCAAACUGUUAUGGAAUUAGCUCUUUAUUUGUAGCAGCUGAAAGUGGCCACUUAGAAGCCUUGAGAUACCUGGCGAAAUGUGGUGCUGAUAUCAAUACUCAAGCUAGUGACAAAGCCUCAGCUCUCUAUGAAGCUUCUAAAAAUGGACAUGAGAAGAAUGUGGAAUUUCUCUUGUCUCAAGGUGCUGAUGCUAACAAAACCAAUAAGGAUGGGCUCUUACCAAUUCAUGUGGCCUCCAAAAAAGGCUAUUAUGAGAUUGUGAAAAUGUUACUCCCAGUAACAAGUCGUACUCGCAUCAAGCGUAGUGGCAUCAGCCCUCUGCAUUUGGCAGCUGAGCGCAACCAUGAUGAUGUCUUGGAAGAGCUGAUUGAUGCUGGCUUUGAUGUAAAUGCCACCCUUUCUUUUGAGCGUUCCCGACUCUAUGAGGAUAGGCGCACCACUAUCCUCUAUUUUGCAGUCUUCAACAACAACAUAUAUGCCACUGAGCUUCUGCUUGAGGCUGGCGCUAAUCCCAAUGUUGACUUUAUCAAUCCAUUGCUCAUCUCCAUUCGCCAUGGCUGUUUGAAGACAAUGAAACUGCUUCUUGAUUAUGGAGCUAACAUUAAUGCCUAUGUUGCCUCUCACCCUACAACUUUCCCUGCUACUGUAAUGUUUUCAAUGAAGUAUCUUGCUCUGCUGAAAUAUUUGAUGGACAUGGGCUGUGAUGCCAACUCUUGCUUUAUAUGUUGUUACGGGUGUGGCCCACAUCCUCCUAUUGAUAUUAGGAGGGACCGAUAUAAUGAUCCUGCAGAGAAUAACGAUAACAAAAUUGUACAGUUUUGUGAAAUGGUUUCAACCCCCGAGAUGAGUCGUUGGGCAGGCCCUAUUAUAGAUGUUCUUUUGGAUUAUGUGGGCAAUGUGCAACUUUGUUCCCGGUUGCAGGAACACAUUGACAGUUAUGAAGAUUGGUCUAACAUUAAAGUCAAAGCAGAGCCACCAAGGCCACUUGGACACCUUUGUCGAAUCAAAAUUAGAAUUGUGAUUGGAAAAAACCGUCUUUCACUUAUUGAUACUUUACCUUUGCCAAGAAGACUAAUUCGGUAUUUACAAUAUGAUUAUACCCAGUGAUCUAUAGUGAACCUGACAUUCAGCCAUUAUAUGGAGUGAUAAUCAAAUGUAUUAUAGAGCGAGCUGCCAUGAUGGAAACAGACCGAUAUGAUGGAACAGAAAACUUGUUUUGGUAUGUAAAAAGAAAAAAACAGAGGACUUCUGAAAGUUAAAUCUCAGAACAAAUGCAACAGCAUUUAGAGUAUAGGAAAGACCUGAAAAAGUGAGAAUAAAGCACUUGGCAAAUAGUGAAAGGGAUAUUAUGCUAUCUUGCAAGGAAAAACACUCUCAGUAGCUCAACAUUUAGUACAAAAUGCAGGCAGGGUAAAAUGUAGAUUGAAAUCUACCAAUAAAUCUCCAGGUGAUCUACAUGUCUUAAAGAACUUCCAAUUCUCCCUAGUUUAACAAUGGUGACAGAAAACCUUUUUCCUCCUUAAUUAAACUGCUAAAAUAAAUGUUUAAAAGCUUGCAAGAAAAUAGGAGGUUUUUAUGAUGUGAAAAAACAUAAGCACAAACUCCAGUUCUACUACCAAAAAGAAAUUCCUGAUCUGGGCAUGUGUCCAGUAGUUCUAAAUCUGCCUUCUUAAAUUGUUAUUUUGUACUUGAUUCUGGUUGACGGACCUCACAAUAGUGAAAAAUAAACAUGCAUAAUGUAAGCCUAAACUAUUCAUAACCAGAUAUAAGGAAGGGGUAGCAAAAGUUGUAUCUCUCCAUAUAGAUAAAUGCAAUGAAUUAUGCAGAUGAUCAUGCUGUAAUCAUUCAUAAUGAUAUCAAUCAAUUCUUUUUGGGUUGCAGCAAUUAUAAAUAUUGCUGCCAACUGUAUAAUAUGCUGGAUUUUGUGCCUGUUGCCAUAAUUGAUCAUUGUGUUAACAGGCAUUAGCAGGUUUACUCAUUAUAUGAAUAACAAAUGUAUUUGUC
Thamnophis sirtalis is the source of this 2951-nucleotide messenger RNA. RefSeq names its product ankyrin repeat and SOCS box containing 2 (gene ASB2). Gene Ontology annotation, biological process: intracellular signal transduction. Lineage: Eukaryota; Metazoa; Chordata; Lepidosauria; Squamata; Natricidae. The record is from RefSeq and is a predicted model, not a curated record. Gene Ontology annotation, molecular function: protein binding.